Messenger RNA from Mandrillus leucophaeus (drill), 4203 nucleotides. It is a transcript of the gene TBC1D12, whose product is annotated as TBC1 domain family, member 12. The transcript is spliced from 12 exons. The record is from RefSeq and is a predicted model, not a curated record. Bases 293 to 1357 code for a protein of 354 amino acids. Lineage: Eukaryota; Metazoa; Chordata; Mammalia; Primates; Cercopithecidae.
UUUUCCAAAAAGGACAAAGGAACUCAAAUCAGUUGUCCAUAGUGCUCCUGGUUGGAAAUUAUUUGGUAAAGUCCCUCCUAGAGAGAAUCUUCAGAAAACAUCCAGAAUCAUUCAGCAGGAAUAUGAAGCACGAACGGGGAGGACUUGUAAACCACCACCUCAGUCUUCAAGACGCAAGAAUUUUGAAUUUGAGCCACUUUCUACCACUGCCCUGAUUCUUGAGGAUCGCCCAUCAAAUCUUCCUGCCAAAUCUGUGGAAGAAGCUUUACGUCACCGACAAGAAUAUGAUGAGAUGGUGGCUGAGGCUAAAAAACGAGAAAUUAAGGAAGCGCAUAAAAGAAAAAGAAUAAUGAAAGAACGAUUUAAGCAGGAAGAAAAUAUUGCAAGUGCAAUGGUAAUUUGGAUCAAUGAAAUACUGCCCAAUUGGGAAGUAAUGCGUAGUACAAGAAGAGUUCGAGAAUUGUGGUGGCAGGGAUUGCCCCCUAGUGUCCGUGGGAAAGUUUGGAGUCUAGCUGUAGGAAAUGAACUAAAUAUCACUCCUGAACUUUAUGAAAUCUUCCUCUCAAGAGCAAAAGAACGGUGGAAAAGUUUCAGCGAAACAAGUUCAGAGAAUGAUACAGAAGAUGCAGGUGUAUCUGUUGCUGAUCGAGAGGCCAGUCUGGAAUUAAUUAAGUUGGACAUAUCCCGUACAUUUCCAUCUCUCUACAUCUUUCAGAAGGGUGGCCCAUAUCAUGAUGUCUUACAUAGUAUUUUAGGGGCAUACACGUGCUACAGACCUGAUGUUGGUUAUGUCCAAGGGAUGUCCUUCAUUGCAGCUGUGCUCAUUCUCAAUUUGGAAGAGGCAGAUGCCUUUAUUGCAUUUGCCAAUCUCCUGAAUAAGCCAUGCCAGUUGGCCUUUUUCCGUGUGGAUCACAGCAUGAUGUUGAAAUAUUUUGCAACAUUUGAAGUAUUCUUUGAAGAAAAUCUCUCCAAAUUAUUUCUUCACUUCAAAUCUUAUAGUCUUACACCAGAUAUAUACUUGAUAGACUGGAUCUUCACACUAUAUAGCAAAUCACUACCACUUGAUCUGGCCUGUCGAGUCUGGGAUGUAUUUUGCAGAGAUGGGGAAGAAUUUUUAUUUAGGACUGGAUUAGGAAUCCUCCGAUUAUAUGAAGAUAUUCUCCUGCAGAUGGACUUUAUUCAUAUAGCGCAGUUUCUAACUAAAUUGCCAGAAGAUAUCACAUCGGAAAAGCUAUUCAGUUGUAUUGCAGCCAUUCAGAUGCAGAAUAGCACCAAAAAAUGGACUCAGGUCUUUGCAUCUGUAAUGAAGGAUAUUAAAGAAGGAGACAAGAACAGUAGUCCUGCUUUGAAAAGCUAGUCUUCAAAAUUGACAGACUAAUUGACAUCUAAAAUGUGGUUUUUGGAUAAAGGGUUUUGUUUCCUAUGUAAAAGGCAUGGAAGAAAAUGUUGGAGAUAUCUAAAAGAAUCAAGAGGUGGAAGACUGCUGAUUUUACAUUUUAUGGCUGAAGUAAAUGAAAUGAAUAACUUAUUGUCAGUAUUAAACUAUUAUUUUGUAGGUAGAGUCAUUUUUCAAAGGAAAAAGUUUAAAUGGUGAGUUUAUACUCCACAAUUUGGAGUAAACAGUUUAAUGCAAUAAAUUUUUAAAAUAGCUUUGGAGAUACUUCAGAUUUUUACAUCUUUUCUUUUGUAACAGUUACCACAAAGAUACUCUGGAGGCUAGAGUAGGAUUGUUAAAUACUAUUGUUAACCUCCAAAGUACUAUAGUACAGACAUUGUUUCCAGUUCUGACCUUUUGAAGAUAUUAUAGACCAGUAAUAAACAAAUUUGAUUGUAAAUUAAUUUAAGUCACUGAAGAUGUCAUUUAUCUUCAUUCACAAGUUGAGGCAAAUUUGAGUUACCCAGGAAAUGGAAAUGUUGGUGGGAGAUUGUUUAUUGUUUGUUUAGAUGUUUUUCCACAGUAUCGUGUCCAUUUGUUUUUUAAGGGAAAUUUGUUGUCUUCCUUAAGGAAUUCCUAUCACUCAGAGAAUUUUAGCCGUUCUGGUUCUAGUGUAACAAAUUAUUCAUCUAAUAAUUUGACAUUAAGAAAACUAUAAAUAACUGGUAGAAGGAAAGUUCUUUGCACUUUAGUGGAUUGAAGACUUGACUUUGAGAGUAAGUCCAAAAAUAUAUAUGAUGUUUCUCAGUGAUAAGAGUAAAAAGUAAUGAAUCCUCAGAGUUUUUAAAUAGCAUGCUACUUGGCAAGACUUCAUAUUUUUUAGUUACAAUUCUUCCACUGCCCAUAGAAACAAAAUUUGUUAACUCCAGUUUGAAAUUUGAAAUCUAAUAUGUAGCUAAAUCUGUGACUUGUAAAACUCUAUACAUAACUUUUCUUAAUCAGUGGAAAUAAGAAUAAAAGAAAAAGGUAAAGUUAAUUUUUUUUUCUAAGUCUACAUCCUAGCCCUUGAUUCAAUUGCCUGAAGAAGCUGUGUGAGAUUAGUCUGGUUAUUGGUUCCUUUAUCUGUCAGUGCCAUCUUAAUCUCUUCACAUGUUACACUAAAUGCUGCCUAUAACCCAUCCUCAUCUUCUUUACUCAUCAUUGCUUUCUUCAAGGAAGGUCUUGAUACUGCCUCGUCUACCUCAUUAUCUGCUAGUCUAGAUAGUGACUCUUUGGAAGAUUGGUAGCCCUGAAUGAGUUAUCCAACUUCCGCUUCCUCACAUUGGCCACUUUGCAUAGGUUUGGGAACUUAGCACGUGCUAAAUCCUCAUGCCCAUAGAGGCGAAAUACUUUGAGGAAUGGGAGCGUCUCUUCACUGUGUUCUUGAAUCAGCCUUCUCUCAUCCGGCAAGAAAUGCAUGGAUUUCCCUGCCAACUCUAGGAAGUAGUGCUGCAUGAUUGAAUCAUUCUUUGAUGAAUUCUUUCAUUGUAACAUAGGGAGUCAUUUCCAAAAAGGUAGAUAUGAGCUUAAAGUACAUUGACUUAUGAAUGCUUUGCCUGUGGGCCCAACAGUGUCAUGACCCUCCAAUUGGAACAUAGCAUGAAUUAUUUUUAUGUCGAGUUCUUGAACUGCUAAUCAGGUGUAUGUUUCCUUGAAGUCCAGAGCAGGAUCCAGGUCAGAUGAAGGAGGUGGUAUGCCUGGCUUAACUGCUGAAAAUAGAACAUUGAAACUUUUCACAAUGUGCUGCAUUGGGUUUCUGCUUGGCUUUCUCACUGAAUAGUAAAUUGGGGAAAAUGCUGCUUUUACUAUUUUGUGUUUUAUAGCAACAUUAAUAGCAUUUUCCCAGUCAGGUGCUGUCCAGGAACAUUUCCUUUGGAAGGUCUGAACAGAAUGAUCUGGCUUGAUGUAUUUCUUGAGCUCUAGUACCAUAUCAUAGAAUAGGUUAAAUGUAGCCAACAACAAUGUCAGGACAAUUGACAUUGUCCUUACAAGAGUGAAUGCAUUGUCUUUUGGAACUGCUACUAGAGCCAUACAUGAGGCAGCGAACGCAUCUUUAGGUGGUGGCAAGGCUAUAUCUGAUUGACAGAGAUCUCUGAUCUCUAAUGACAUAUUGCUAUUGUCCUAUUAUGUUUAAAUUUGAAUCUAAAUCACUUGAGUGUUAUGAGUGAUGGCUAUAUAACAUGCCAUUUAGUUAGAUUUACAGUGUUUUUUUUGUUGCAGUUUAGUUUGAAACAGCACUUAAGCACACUGUUUCUGUUAGUGCUAUAUAGUUUUCAAACUAACAAGCCUGGGAUCCUUGUUAGUGUAGUGACUGCCUCUUUAGGAGUAUGGGACCCUAGGGUGCCCAUAUAUUUUUACUCCAUGGGUCAUUCUAGUCUACAGACUACUAGUAGAACCCUCAAAAGGUAACUGCUAUUAUAGGGACUUACUUAUUGGAAACUGGUAAUACAAUAAAAUAUUGAAGGAGGGGCCAUGGUCUUAGUAGGUUUUAGGAUGACCUUUUAACUCCAGUAACUACUUCCUUGGUGUUGGUAUCCCUGAUAGAGGGAAUAUAACCUCUGGCAGUAAUCUCAUUCAGUUUAUACUACCUGACUAAAUUUAAUCAUACUUUUAUGUAUUUGUUUCCUCAGUUGGACCUAAGUUACUAUAUUUCUUUUUCUUAUUUUUUUAUUAUUGUACAGUUUCUUUACCUUUCAAGUAUAAAUGUGUAUAUAAAAUGUAAAUACAAGGAAUUCACUAAAAACCACUCAUAACAAUUACUGUGUAAAUAAAACUGGUAAGCUGAGUAA